Eurypyga helias (sunbittern) is the source of this 5499-nucleotide messenger RNA. RefSeq names its product InaD-like (Drosophila) (gene PATJ). The record is from RefSeq and is a predicted model, not a curated record. The coding region runs from base 1 to 5499 and encodes 1832 amino acids. Gene Ontology annotation, molecular function: protein binding. The transcript is spliced from 43 exons. Lineage: Eukaryota; Metazoa; Chordata; Aves; Eurypygiformes; Eurypygidae.
AUGCCUGAAAAUCCUGCUGCAGAUAAACAGCAGGUGCUGCAGAUCCUCGAUCGACUGCAAGCAAAACUGCGUGAGAAGAGAGAUUCCCAGCACAAUGAAAACCUGACUGUUUUGCGUAACACGCUCAGGAGCCCUCUGUUUAACCAGAUACUGACCCUCCAGCAAUCCAUCAAGCAGCUGAAGGAACAACUCAAUUACAUGCCUCCAGACCAUUCGGUGGAUUUUGAUUUUACUAAGAGAGGGCUACUAGUGUUUGCUGACAGAUCGGUUGCUGUGGGGAACGUGUAUACACCUUGCAGUUCACCUGAACCCAAAGCACCUACCUUCGUUCCAAACCUGGGAGUUAAUGAAUUUAACGCAAUCAUCCAACAGAUGGCAAAGGGGAGACAAAUAGAAUCAAUAAAGAUUGAAAAGCCUUCUGUUGGAGGUCUUGGAUUUAGUGUGGUUGCCCUUAAAAAUCACAGCCUGGGAGAAGUUGGUAUCUUUGUCAAGGAAGUCCAGCCAGGAAGCAUAGCUGACAGGGAUCAAAGACUCAAGGAAAAUGACCACAUACUGGCCAUUAAUUGCACCCCAUUGGAUCAGAACAUUUCCCAUCAGCACGCUAUUGCCCUCCUCCAGCAAUCCACAGGAUCUCUACAUCUGGUUGUUGCUAGGGAGCCAGCUCAAGGAAACAGCAGAACUUCGUCUGUCUUAUUAAGUGAUAUAAAUCCACCUGAGACUAUUCACUGGGGCCACGUUGAAGACGUUGAGCUGAUUAACGAUGGUUCAGGAUUAGGCUUUGGAAUCGUAGGAGGAAAGUCGAGUGGAGCAGUUGUAAGAACAAUUGUUCCUGGGGGAUUAGCAGAUCGGGAUGGGAGACUCCAGACAGGAGAUCACAUCUUACAGAUUGGAGGGACCAAUGUGCAAGGAAUGACCAGCGAACAAGUUGCCCAAGUGCUGAGAAACUGUGGGAAUUCUGUUAGGAUGAUUGUUGCAAGAGACCCAAAGUGUGAAAUUAUGGAGACUCCGCCAGCUCCUGUGGGCUGGCCAGUCGGUACAGCACCUUCCUUUCCCAAUGGCAGUGAUAAUACCAACCUUUUUGAGACCUAUGAUGUUGAACUUCUAAAAAAGAAUGGGCAAAGCCUGGGGAUAACAAUUGUUGGAUAUGCUGGCACGUGUGAUGUAGAACCUUCAGGGAUUUUUGUGAAAAAUAUAAUACCUGGUAGUGCUGCUGACCACAAUGGCCAAAUUCAUGUUCAUGACAAAAUUGUUGCUGUUGAUGGAGUUAAUAUACAGGAUUUUAGCAACCAAGAAGUGGUAGAGGCGUUGCGUAACACAGGACAGGCUGUACGCCUUACCUUACUUAGAAGGAAACCUUCUGCUGUUUCUUCAGAAAGACUUUCAGAUAGAGUGCAGCCAACUGUUCCAACCUUUGUGUUCCGAGGAGCUGUCGGGACUGAAACGGGUGUGGACACUAAGGAUGAGGAAAACCAAGAUCAGAAGGAUGAUCUUCCAAAUGAAAAGAAGCAGACUCUACGUAAAACAGGAAGAGGCUUGCUCCCUCCAGCACAUGAGCUGAAAUCCAAGUGGGAAAAACUGCUGGGACCUGAAUAUGAAGUUAUGGUUGUGAAUGUGGAUAUGUCCAUUACAGAUGAUUCAGAGCUGCAGAAGUACUCAAAGCUCUUGCCCAUCCACACUUUGAGAUUAGGAAUUGAGCUUGACACGUUUGAUGGGCAUCAUUAUAUAUCAUCCAUUGCUUCAGAUGGUCCAGCUGCAACACUUGGUCUUCUGCAACUGGAGGAUGAGCUCCUGGAGGUAAACGGAGUUCAGCUGUACGGAAAGUCACGCCGUGAGGCAAUCACUUUUCUGAAAGAAGUGCCAGCCCCAUUUACACUCGUUUGCUGUCGGCGACUUUUUGGUGACGGCAAUGAGUCUCUUGUGGAUGAACCCACCGUGGGAGUUUCCCCUCCAGAACAAAAGGUGAAACCUGUGGAAGACAUUAAUCCUGAGGAGGAAGAAGGGGAAUUAGCAUUGUGGUCUCCUGAUGUGAAGGUUAUUGAACUGGAGAAAGACAAAAACGGUUUAGGAUUCAGCAUUUUAGACUAUCAGCUCCCUCUGCUUGAAAACAGCAGUGUAAUUAUAACCCCUGUUUCGGAUUUGCCUGAUCAAGGGUCUUUAAUGUGGGCCCUUUUAUUAAGAUUGCUGCGUCUCUUCAUGAAGCAAUUCGACACGUGGCUUAUGCUCGUGACUGUCGAAAAGUACCAGUGCGCUUUGGGCGGGGGGGGAGUAGCCGAGCGUGGGGGCGAGCUUUUACCCGGUGACCGCUUGUUGUUUGUAAACGAGCAAUAUUUGGACAGCGCCACUUUAGCAGAGGCAGUGGAAGUGUUGAAAUCUGCGCCCCCGGGUAGAGUUUCUCUUGGAAUCUGCAAGCCUUUGGUGGGAGAAGGCAAAGAGGAGCAGAACAUGCACAGUGUGGAUUCCAGCAACGUUAAAACCAGCCCUGGGUCUCCAGAACCAAUAGAUAAUAAUUUCUCAAUAAUACUUGAAGCACCACAGGGUUUCAGAGAUGAAACACCUGUUAAAGAAGAACUUGUUGAUGAACCAAUUUUGGACUUGGGAAGGUCAUUUCAGCUGUCUCAAAAUGACAGUGAGGAUGAGAAGGAGUCCUGGGAGAUGCAUGAAUUUCUGAAACCCAGGACAGAAGAAAUGGAAGAAGAACGGGAAAUGUUGGUAGAUGAGGAGUAUGAAGAAGAUUCAGACUUCCUGAAAUAUAAUGAAUCAUGUGGACAGAAGGCGACUUCAGGGAGGAACCUCGAUACAGAGCAAUGGGCAAAGCAACUUGAGACUACUGAAAUAAGUCCGAAACAGUCCCUGGAAUAUCCAUUCAGUGCAGAUCAGAUGUGUGAAGAAAAUGCAGGUGUAAGUUCACUGUUCCCUGGAACCACAGCACACAGUGGCUACCAAAAAGACAUGCUUGAUACUGAAACUCCCCAGUCUGGAGCAAAAAUCAAGAUGGAUUUAGGUACAAAGCUUCGGAUUGACUCACAAGGACCUGGACUUGCUGUUGAUCUGAAAGUUGUUGAAAAGGAAAAACUACAAGGAGAAGAUGACGUUUUUUCCAAGAACACGGAAUCUGGGAGAGUUACCACCAUAGCUCAGUCUAGAGCAGCAUUGUGCAGUGAAUUGCCUGAGAGAGAAGAAGGCGAAGGAGAAGAAACUCCAAACUUCAGCCACUGGGGACCACCACGGACCGUUGAGAUCUUCAGAGACCCUCAUGUGUCUCUUGGAAUCAGUAUUGUUGGUGGACAAACUGUCAUAAAGCGCCUGAAGAAUGGAGAAGAACUUAAAGGGAUCUUCAUCAAACAAGUUUUGGAAGACAGCCCAGCAGGAAGAACAAGGGCUUUAAAAACUGGAGAUAAAAUACUUGAGGUUUCUGGGGUAGACCUACAAAACGCCACACACGAGGAAGCAGUAGAAGCUAUCAAGAAUGCGGGAAAUCCUGUUGUGUUCGUAGUUCAGGCUUUGUCUAACAUACCGAAAGUGGUUUCUGCUGUACAGCCUAAGGGAGUCAAAGUCAGCAAAGAUCAGGGUGCAGACAAAGAAAACACGAGUGAAAAGAGAAAAUAUGGGGCUCCGCCUCCAAUGAAACUGCCACCUCCUUAUAGAGCACUUGAAAGGCUGCAUGCAGAGGACGAUGACGUGGAAGAAGAGGAGGAUGAGGAUGCUUGUGCAGAGAAAAAAAUCAGGCAAAGAUAUGCAGACCUACCGGGAGAGUUGCACAUUAUUGAGCUUGAGAAGGACAAAAAUGGGCUUGGGCUGAGUCUUGCCGGCAACAAGGACCGCUCUCGUAUGAGCAUCUUUGUAGUUGGCAUCAAUCCAGAUGGACCGGCGGGGCGAGAUGGAAGGAUGCAUAUUGGCGAUGAACUUCUGGAGAUAAACAGUCAGAUACUGUAUGGAAGAAGUCAUCAGAAUGCCUCUGCAAUCAUUAAGACUGCCCCAUCGAAGGUCAAGCUCGUUUUCAUACGAAGUGAAGAUGCAGUCAAUCAGAUGGCCGUUACUCCGUUCCCAUUACCUUCUAGCUCCCACUCUUCUAUUGAGGAUCGUGGUGGCACUGAACCUGCAAGCAGUGAAGAAGACCCAAGUUUGGAAGUUGUCAUGAAAAGUUUGGCUGAUGAGGAAUCCAACAAAGCUGAUGUGAAAUGUAAAGCUGACAGGCCAGCGCUGGCGGAUCAGCGGGAGGUGGAGGAGCAGCUCCCGGAAAAUGUCCUCAACCAGAUCAAACAGUCCAAAACUUCAGCGAAAGUAGCAGUCAAGCUACAGGAGAUACCCCUGGUGCCAGCACCUACUUACCUUUCUCCAGAGGCAGAAGUCACCAGCCGUAGCAUCAUUCCACCUCCGUUGCCUGUGGAUCCAGCCACGUGUCCUAUAGUUCCGGGGCAGGAGAUGACUAUAGAGAUAUCUAAGGGUCGGUCAGGUCUGGGACUCAGCAUCGUCGGGGGGAAAGACACUCCGCUGGAGGCCAUAGUGAUCCAUGAAGUUUAUGAAGAAGGGGCAGCAGCCCGAGAUGGCAGGCUUUGGGCCGGCGAUCAAAUUCUGGAGGUGAACGGGAUCGAUCUGCGGAACGCCAGCCAUGAAGAAGCUAUCACUGCGCUGAGACAGACGCCCCAGAAGGUGCAGUUGGUUGUUUAUAGAGACGAAGCGCAUUACAAAGAUGAAGAAAACUUAGAGGUUUUCUACGUAGAUAUACAAAAGAAAACGGGCCGAGGCCUAGGGCUCAGCAUAGCUGGAAAACGAAAUGGAAGUGGAGUGUUUAUCUCUGACAUUGUUAAAGGAGGAGCUGCAGACCUAGAUGGAAGAUUAAUUCAAGGAGAUCAGAUUUUGUCUGUAAAUGGAGAGGAUAUGAGAAAUGCCUCACAAGAGACUGUUGCCACUAUACUUAAGUGUGCCCAAGGCCUAGUACAUCUUGAGCUUGGGAGAUUGCGAGCUGGAUCAUGGCUGUCAUCACGGAAAACAUCCCAAAACAGUCAGGCGAGCCAACAGAGCGUCCACAGCCACUUCCACCCCGCGCUUGCCCCCGUCCUCUCUACCUUACAGAACUUUGUCAGCACGAAAAGGUCCUCAGCAGAUGUGUCUCAGAGACACUCAGGAGCAGAUACGGGCCCAAGGACUGUGGAGAUAGCAAGGGGGCCAAAUGAUGCACUUGGUAUCAGCAUAGCAGGAGGGAAGGGAAGUCCGUUAGGAGAUAUUCCCAUCUUCAUUGCUAUGAUUCAAGCCAGUGGUGUGGCCGCACGUACCCAAAGACUCAGGGUUGGAGAUCGGAUUGUCAGUAUUAAUGGGCAACCUUUGGAUGGGCUGUCUCACGCAGAUGCGGUUAAUCUACUAAAGAAUGCUUAUGGGAGCAUUAUCCUGCAGGUUGUGGCUGAUACCAACAUCGGUGCCAUUGCUACCCAGCUGGAGAGCAUGUCUGCGGCGUGCAACCUUAACUCUUCUUCGGAGCAUCCGUCUGAAGAUCCCGAGUAA